AAAUAAGCCUCGGACAUUGCGGCAGCUUGAGCUUCUUUGCCUCCAGUCGUGUGAUUCGGGAGACCUCAGGGAGUCAGGGAUGCAAAAGCAGGAGGAAGCAGAGGCAGUUCGCCGUGGCCGUUGUGGGCAUAGCCAGCAUGGAUGCCAGAGUGCUCUCCCACGAGGAGUACCCAGUCAGCACCAUCAUCCUCCAUGAGGACUUUGACGAGGUGACGAUGACCAAUAACCUGGCCCUCCUGAAGACCGACACGGCGAUGCAGUUCAGCGGCCUGGUCCGGUCCGUCUGUUACCUCGGCACAAAGCUGCACGUGCCGCUGGCCCUGCGGAACUGCUGGGUGGCAGGAUGGAACCCCACGUUUGCAACAGGGAACCACAUGACGAUGAGUAUCCUGAGGAAAAUCUCCAUGAACGACCUCGACCAGUGUCCCUUCCCCACUUUCCAGAAGACAGGAUGUGGCGAUCACGUGGCGGGGGAGACGGAUAGCGUCUGCUUGGGGGACCCAGGAAACCCACUGAUGUGCCAGCUGCAGAAGUCGUAUCUGUGGGUGCUGAGGGGAAUCCUGACCGAAGGGGGCGAGCGGUGCCCCGGCCUGCUGGUGUACGUCAAGGUGGAAGACUACAGCGACUGGAUCGAGUCCAAGACCAGGACGUCCGGCCUGCCCCUGUCUGCCGUGUACCACUGGGAGAACACGGUGCCUGUCCACGGCUACUCGCCGCAUGCCACCGUGGAGCAGAAAACACAUUCCGGGCUGAGCCAGGUUACGUGGACCGAGACUCAACUCCAAACACAAGAGAGCACCACGGCCGUGACCUCAGAGCCAGAAAACAGCUCCGAGGAGAGCGAAGAGUCGAGGGGGGAGGAAGUGAGGGAGACGAGCAGCCUCUCCGAGGCGGCCGUGGAGGAGGCCACGCAGCCCGAGUACUUUGACUAUUACCAGGAGCAGCAGGCUGGGGAGGACAAGGCCGUCUCGGGUCAGGACAGGUUACCGGAGCCCCGAGAAAUGGUCCUGUUUGCCUUCGUGUUUUCUUUUGUCGUGGUGUAGAGUCUGGGGGCCGGCCCUCCAGACUGGAGAGCAAGCUCAGGAUGGCGGGGGCCAGGCAUUCACCGCGCUGUUUCGGUGUCUGUUUUUGAUCGCCGCACACCCGGGCAGCCGCGGGCAGGCCCGUGGCUCUCCCUCCCCCGUCCCACUCGCCCAUGCGGGACGGUCACUUUCAUUUGUGCUUGUGAAGUAAAUGUAGGCUAAUCAGUGAAACCGUUCGAGUGCCCUGUGGUUCUUUCAGGGUAAGGGACCUGGGGGCCAGGCGGCGAGGACACCUGCCCCGCACAGGCAGACGUGGCCUGGGAGGCGGCCGUCAGCCUGGAUGGAGAGUCGGGGACACCGGCCGGCAUGGGGAGCAGUGAGAGGACCCCGAGACUAGGAUGGAGUUGAUUAUUUUAAUGGAUGUCCUCUUGGUCUGCAGCCGGGGCCUCCCUCUGGCUACUUCCCAGCGGAGCCAAUGGCCAGAAACUGCUCACUGGUGGUUUUCAUUUUAUUCCAGUCCUUGCGGUAGCCUUUUAAGGACAUCUGCGAGAAGAAAAGGGGAGCGGGGAGGAGGUCACUUGGGAAAAACCGAUUGUGACGACUCCGAACGCAACCCCAUCCAGCCUGGGGGUGGCGCUCUGCAUGCUGCAGGGCGUGGCCACCUAGGGGCACCUGGAAGUGUCUGCUAGAGAGCUUGUUUCUAUCCAGUGAGGUGAGAAGCUGCAGGUUCCUGCCGUGACCCUUUGCUGCUUCUCCACUUCCGAUCUGAUAGGCCCCAGUUUGGGUCCCAAUCGAUUCCUCGCCGGGGAACGUGGAGCCAGGGCCCAGACACAAAAGCACCAUGCUUUGAGAAUGGUGCCUGAAGUGCACUAGGGGGCAACCUGCCCCCCCCCCCCCCCCCCGUGGCAUUCUGUGCUUCCCUUUUCUCUGAUGCCAGCACAUUUUUGCACUGUCCCAUUUCUCUUCCACAGCUCAUGCGGGCUACAGUGCUUCCCUGCACACUGUAUCACAGGGACAGGCUUCGGCAUUAGUCAGAAACCAAAAGACCUAUGGCACCUAUGUAAACACAUGGAAUCAGGCUCUAGGUGAUACUAAAAAUCCAUUAUUAUCUCAGUGUUUAAAAAACUG
Phyllostomus discolor (pale spear-nosed bat) is the source of this 2150-nucleotide messenger RNA. It is a transcript of the gene PRSS54, whose product is annotated as serine protease 54. The coding region runs from base 138 to 1043 and encodes 301 amino acids. Gene Ontology annotation, molecular function: serine-type endopeptidase activity. Lineage: Eukaryota; Metazoa; Chordata; Mammalia; Chiroptera; Phyllostomidae. The transcript is spliced from 4 exons. The record is from RefSeq and is a predicted model, not a curated record. Gene Ontology annotation, biological process: proteolysis.